Molecule: messenger RNA, 1992 nt
Organism: Prunus armeniaca (apricot)
Lineage: Eukaryota; Viridiplantae; Streptophyta; Magnoliopsida; Rosales; Rosaceae
Source: the annotation of a GenBank genome assembly
AUGAUGGUGGCUGCCAUUUCUGAAGCAGCUUCAAACGACCCUCCAAACCCCAAAACCUCCGCAGACCCACGCUCACGCACCCAUCUCCAAAACCCAUCAAGGCCUCCCCUUUUGCCCUCAGAGAAAGACAAUGGCUUUGUGCAAAGAAGACCCAGAGGCAGACAAGUCUCGUCUAAGUACAUGUCUCCUUCUCCUUCUUCUUCUUCCACCUCAACAUCCACUUCUACUGUCUCGUCCUCUGCGUCUUCUAGAAGAUGCCCAUCUCCAUUGCUCUCAAGGUCCAUAAACUCCUCUUCAAACUCGACCCCAGUGCCCUCUUUGGGUCCGAAACGGGCUCAAUCGGUGGACCGGAGGCGACCCAUUACGCCUCGGACCUCCACGGGUCUCCCUGAGGCUCGGCUAAGCAAUGCAGGCGCUGAAGUCUCUGCUGCCACUCGGCUUUUGGUCACUUCCACUCGGAGCUUAUCAGUUUCUUUUCAAGGUGAGGCCUUUUCGCUUCCGAUUAGUAAGACUAAAGCAGCUGCCUCGCCUAGUGGGGCUGUUGCGAGGAAGGCCACGCCUGAGAGACGCCGGUCGACCCCUGUAAGAGGAGAUCAGGCUGAGAAUUCUAAGCCUUCUGAUCAGUAUCGGUGGCCGGCCAGGACCAGACAAUUGAGUUCGGGUUCUAAUAACUCGUUGUCCAGGAGCUUGGACUGUAGUUCGGAGACUAGGAAGCUCAAUGGGAUUGGAUCUGGGGUUGCGGCUAGAGCAUUGCAGCACUCUAUGAUUGAUGAUAGCAGAAGAGCUUCCUUUGAUCGCAGAUUGAGCUUAGAUUUGGGCAAUGCUGAGCCUUUAAAGGCUGCUGAGCAAAACCCAGAUGCCAAUUCAGCCAAUGAAUCUUCUGUGCCUUCUGAUCUCACUGCUUCUGAUACAGACAGUGUUUCCUCUGGUAGCACUUCAGGUGUACAUGAUACUGGUGGUGUUGCAAAGAGUCGAACUGCCCCUCGUGGCAUUGUUGUGUCUGCAAGGUUUUGGCAGGAGACUAAUAGCCGGUUGAGGCGGUUGCAGGAUCCCGGUUCGCCUUUAUCAACAAGCCCUGUGUCUAGAGCAGGGUCGAAAUUCAUUCAAUCUCAAUCGAAAAAGUUUAAUGGUGAUAUCCCUUUAUCAUCAUCUCCUCGAACGAUGGCUUCUCCCACUAGGGGACCAACUCGGCCUGCUUCUCCGGGAAAGCUUUGGACUUCUUCAUCAAUGUCACCAUCAAGGGGGUAUAGUCCUUCUCGGGUGAGAAGUAGUGUUAAUGGUUCCUUGAAUAGUAGUUAUUCUGGUCCUGCACCCUCAAUUCUCAGUUUUUCUGUUGAUAUUCGGAGAGGGAAGAUGGGGGAAGAUAGGAUUGUUGAUGCACACAUGCUCAGGCUACUGUAUAACCGUUAUCUGCAAUGGCGGUUUGUAAAUGCAAGAGCAGAUGCUACCUUCAUGGUGCAGAGACUGAAUGCAGAGAAAAAUCUGUGGAAUGCAUGGGUAUCAAUCUCAGAGCUACGGCAUUCCGUCACGCUUAAAAAGAUCAAGUUACUUUUGCUGAGGCAGAAAUUGAAGUUAACUUCUAUCCUCAAAGGACAAAUCACUUAUUUGGAAGAAUGGGCUAUUCUGGACCGAGAUCACACUAGUUCUUUGCUAGGAGCAACUGAAGCAUUGCAGGCCAGUACUCUCCGUCUUCCGGUUGUUGGAAAAGCAAUUGUUGACUUUCAAAAGCUGAAAGAUGCUGUGGGUUCUGCAGCUGAUGUGAUGCAAGCAAUGGCGUCCUCAAUUUGCUCUCUUUCAUUGAAGGUGGAGGAAAUGAAUUCCUUGGUGUCUGAACUUAUGAGGGUUACCGCAACAGAACGGUUUGUGCUUGAACAAUGCAAAGAUUUUUUGUCUACAUUAUCAGCCAUGCAGGUCAAGGACUGUAGCUUGAGAACACAUAUAAUACAAUUACGACGUGUACCAACUACCCGCAGCCUGACAACACGUGUGUAG